Molecule: messenger RNA, 444 nt
Organism: Colletotrichum destructivum
Lineage: Eukaryota; Fungi; Ascomycota; Sordariomycetes; Glomerellales; Glomerellaceae
Exons: 2
Coding region: 1-444 (147 amino acids)
Source: RefSeq, a predicted model, not a curated record
AUGCGGCACACUUUUCCUCCCUGCGAGGCUCGAGACCGUGAACAGGAUCUGGGAGCCUCAAUCUUGUCCGCUUCUGAAGCUCAUUUCGCCGCUCAAGCGAUGACGCGAACAUCCCUACAGCUCAACCCAGCGUCUAUGACGGUAUACUGUCUAUGUGACGGUGCUGUACAGAUCCAGUUUUACGGUUUCCCUGGAGCUGCUUCAGCAUGGUUGAAUCUGACCAAACGGUCGCUUGCAAAACUGUUCCCGCCCGGUGCUGUCAACCUCACCAGAGGGACCUUCUCGCCCUUGGGUACUCAGUGGUUUCUAUGCAUGUUGUUACCGAGCCUCGAAAUCAAGCUACAGAACGCUACGGUCACGUACUUCUGCGCUCAUUCGCCGUCUGCAUUCGCGAAUUUCAAAGCUUUGGACUCAAUAAGUGCGGCACAAAGUAGAUUCGAGUGA